AUGGAUCCCUCUACGACGCGAAUUAAGAUAGAGCGCCUACGCGAACACUACGUUCGCAAAUACGCUGAGCAAUGCAACGAACUGCUCAAGGAGCAUAGGGCUGAAUAUGCUGCUGAAGCCUCUCUUCUCUUGCAAGGGUCGUCUACGACUAUGUGCACUAAGGCCAUGAACGUGCAACAGGCCGAUGAGAUUGAGCGAACCGGCUUCGACAGCAGCCCCAUAUCGGAGCUUACACCGACUUUGAGGAGCGUCUUUGGACACCAGCAUCUAUAUCCCGUGCAGGAGCAGGCGAUCAAGGCAAGCAUGGCGGGACACGACGUUCUCCUCGUCACGGCGACUGGAGGAGGCAAGUCCUUGACCUAUCAGCUGCCUGCGAUCCUGCGUCCCGGUUGCACCUUGGUCAUCUCGCCAACAAUAUCUCUCGUUCUCGACCAGCUCCACAUCGCCCAGAGGCUUCAAAUCGAAGCCGUCGGAUUGGCGUCGACAACACCGGUCGAAGAAAUUCGGACUAUCAAAGCGCGUCUUCGAGCCAUGGCUGACCAUACCUUACCCAAGCACGUACCGCCUAUCAAGAUUUGUUACGCGACGCCCGAGCGGGUCGACGUGGACGAGUCUCUGAAGACCAUCCUUUCGGCACUCGCACAAAACAAUUUACUGGCGCGUAUCGUUAUCGACGAGGCCCACUGCGUCGCUGACAUGGGCCACAAAUUCCGCGCAUCUUACUCGAAGUUGGACAAGCUACGCGACCUAUGCCCCGAUGUUCCCGUUCUCUGCCUGACUGCAACGUGCACGCGCAAGUCUUGGUCAGAAAUCUCGAGGGUGCUGAAGCUUGGCCCUAUUUGUGACGUGGCAACGCCCUCACGCACAUUGUUUCUCUCGGCACCCCUGGAACGCCCCAAUCUGCUCUAUCGCGUGAUCCCCAAGCCGCGGCUGGACAAACAACUACCGGAGGUCAUGGCGCACUUCAUACUCGACAACUACCUAGGGCAAUCCGGGAUCAUCUACUGCCCUACGAAAGCCUGGGCUGUCACGGUACGAAAGGGCCUCGCGCGCUACAGUGGUGGGCGCAUCAAGGCAUCGUUCUUUCACAGUGAGGUGGAAACCGGUAAGAAGAAGCAGAGGUACGAGAGGUGGAUGCGGGGGGAUAUACAUGUGAUGUGCGCAACUUCGGCUUUCGGCCUCGGGAUCAACAAGCGCGACGUGCGCUUUGUGAUGCACCAUACGCCGACUCUCGAGCAGUACUUCCAAGAGUCCGGCCGCGCGGGACGUGACAACCUGCCUUCCGCCUGCAUCCUGUAUCACAAGGCACAAGACGCCGCUAACGCAGCUGCACUGAUCAAGACUGGGCUGUCCGGUGUUGAUGAUCUGAGAGGGAUGCUGCGGUACGCGCAAGAUCUCGUUACUUGCCGCCAGCGCCUACUUGCCCAGUACUUCCUCGAUGCGGGCGUACAGACACAAGCGGGGGCUCGAUCAUCGGGACAGUCGCUACCUGACGCUGAGUGUGGCCGAUGCGACAAUUGCACGCGCGCGAGAGGCGUUGUUCAGCAACGCAGCGUCGCGGGAGAUGCGUGGCUGAUUCUGCAUGUUCUGCAUGAGAUUCACGCGCAGGGACAGAAAGUAACCAUCAAAGGACUCGCCGAGCUUUCCAGGGGGAUGGUCAGGACGAACAAAGUUGCGCUCGUUGGAAUGAAGCGGAAACGAAGCGGGACUGACGAGAGGCUUGCGAUCGUCGAUUUGCGCGCCCUUGGGGGCGCUGUUUCUCCGUGCCUCAAUCAAGAGGAUUGUGAGCGAUUGAUUGUACAACUCUUCGUCGACGGUUAUCUGGAUGGCUUCCUGUAUACCACGACGUUCAAGAAGAUCCGCAACCAGUACCUGUACAUGAAACUAGGGCCGCUCGCGGAGAGGCUCAUGGUGCGCUCCUCGCGGGAGGACCUCACCGACAUUCAGAUCAUGCAGCGAUAUGUGGUCGAUGCUGGGCGCAGGCGCGUGAGGCAGAGAACUACUGAGGUGCCGAUCAGCACUGGCACCGCUGAGGAGAGCUUUGAUGAGGUGGUCAGUCAGGACGAAACGGAAGACGAAGCCAUAGUGAUGGCUAUGGUGAUUGAAGAUGAGGAUGAGGACGUGAUGGCAAGCUUUUCCUGGUCGGAUACAUUGCAGGCAUUCACGAGCUGUGUUCCCUGCUUGCGCCCUGGGACGCCUGCUGAGGACGAUAACCCCCACGAUCCCACUCGCAACCGCGUCCGACGCGCUCGACCUGACGAACUGGAGUCCCUGCUUGCCGAUGCAGACUCGACGGACACGGAGGCGGAGACCCUGUCUCUCCAUUCCAAUCCCGGUGAAGGGCGUAGGCGCCGGAAGAAGAGGAGAGCACGCAACAUCACCCUCUGCGGCGUCGAUCUCUUCGGAAAGCGACGCCAGGCUAUCCAGCUGCCUGAGGACGAUGGCGCCCUCUUCGAUCCCCGACGUUCGUCCACCACCACCAGUGCUACAUUCGACUCGGACGCUGCUUCCCUCGACCCCAGCGACCUCACGCACAUCAGCCCCGCCGAGCUUGAGCGGCGUGCGCUCGAAGAGGAGGAGCGCCGUCAGAAGGAGGAGCGUCGCAAGCGCCGACGCGAACGCCGCGAAAUGCGCCGCGUAGCGGAGGCGAUCGCGGCGGGCGAGCUGCACGACGGGGACGUGCCUGGCUAUGAAGGCUACGUGGAUACGCAGCCCGCGCCGGCUGCGCGCAUGUCCGCAUCCCGACGGCUAUCCGUAGACGCGUUCGGGCCGUUCCAGCAGGCGCCGAGCCAGAGCCCGAUCUUGCCCCAGGAUGACGCGGACGAGGCCGACGCGGCUGAUCUGGAUGGCGGGCUGUACGCGGGGCGCCGGCGCGCGCAGGGCGGGUCGAGCGUGUCGGGCUCGCGUUCGGGCGGGUCGGACUCGCGAUCGCGCACGUCGGCGUCGGCAUCGCAGCAAGAUGCCCAGGCGGACCUCCCUCCCCCUCCCAAGCAGAAGCGCAAGAAGUCAAAGUCGGGCAAGGCGUCGAGCUCGAGCAAGUCGAGCCGCUCGCGCGCUUCAGAUACAUCCGCGAGCACGACGCAGUCGCCCUCGCUCGUUUCCCCUCAUGCGCCGUCCUUCACUGGCGCGCUGCCUCUUGUAUACGCCAUCUCCGAGCACCCCGCGUCACCGACGGAGGGCGACUUCGACGGCGUCGUCGGCAUGGGCCUCGACAGCGCGCCCGCGCAGGCGUAUACAAGUGCCGAGCUCAAGCCUAGUGCUGAGCUGAAAUCGGGCGCUGGCGGGCUGCACGUCGACGUGAACGGCCUGACGUCGGCUGGGGCUCUCCCGAGCGCGGCGCUGGCUACUGGGAUGCCGAGCCCUGGGUUGAGGACCGGAAUGCCGAGUCCUGGUUUGGGGGCCGACAUGCCCAGCCCUGGGCUUCCGAGCCCGGGACUGGGAGGCGGGCCGCGCCGUCAGUCGAACGCGCGCGACAUGGGGGCGUUCCUUGCGAGCAAGUGA
Messenger RNA from Schizophyllum commune H4-8, 3501 nucleotides. RefSeq names its product ATP-dependent DNA helicase. Gene Ontology annotation, cellular component: chromosome; cytoplasm. Gene Ontology annotation, biological process: double-strand break repair via homologous recombination. Gene Ontology annotation, molecular function: four-way junction helicase activity; nucleic acid binding; 3'-5' DNA helicase activity. The record is from RefSeq and is a predicted model, not a curated record. NCBI's taxonomy places the organism in Eukaryota, Fungi, Basidiomycota, Agaricomycetes, Agaricales, Schizophyllaceae. The coding region runs from base 1 to 3501 and encodes 1166 amino acids. The transcript has 14 exons.